Molecule: messenger RNA, 2760 nt
Organism: Histoplasma mississippiense
Lineage: Eukaryota; Fungi; Ascomycota; Eurotiomycetes; Onygenales; Ajellomycetaceae
Exons: 3
Coding region: 1-2760 (919 amino acids)
Molecular function (GO): nucleic acid binding; RNA-DNA hybrid ribonuclease activity
Source: RefSeq, a predicted model, not a curated record
AUGUCUGCCAGGCUGAGUGAUGCUCGGAUCAAGAUCACAGACUCUCAGCUGGAGCCCUUUGCAGAUCUUGUCAGAGGUCUCAUGGUGGACAUGCCUUGCCCAGAGGGGGUUGGAAAUGUGGCACAGCUUGAUGAUCUGGCCCAGCACUUCACUCAGAGUCUUCUGGCUGCAGCUCAGGCAGUCAGUAAGCCAGCUCAACAAGGGCGGACCACAGCCCCCUGGUGGACAGCAGACUGCCGAAGAGCGCACCGAGAGCUCACCACUCACCAGACAGAGGCCGCGAAGCACCAGUUCAAGGAUGCAGUGCGCAAGGCCAAGCGUGCAUACUGGAGGCAGGUGAUCAAUGGCGCCAGAGAUGGUAGAGACCUGUACCGGGUGGUGGCAUGGCAUAAGCUGGAACCCAACCUCAGAGCACCCCCUCUGGUGAUUGGGGAUCAGGUCAUAGAAGAGACAGCCGCCAAAGCUGAGGCACUUCAACAAGCAAUUCUGAAGCGAUACAACUCAGCUGAUGAUCUGGAGUAUGACCCACUGGAUGAUGAGCACUGGAGCGGCAUGGGGAACCUGCCCUGGAACCCCCGGAUUGAGAUGGAGGAGAUGGAGCGCAACACCAUUGGGGUGGAGGCAGCCUUCGCACAAAACAAAGAAGUGUCCAUGGUCACAAUGGAUGUGCAGGGUGCCUUUGAUGCUGUGCUGCGCAGGCGGCUGCUUCAGCGGAUGGCGCAGCAGGGGUGGCCACGCGAGCUGCUGCAGCUCAUUGACAGUUUCCUCGCUGAACGCAGAGCUCAGGUCCGGCUGGAGGGGACCACCACAGCAGCACAUCAGAUGCAAUGUGGCACGCCACAGGGGUCUCCUUUGUCACCAAUACUGUUCCUUCUGUACCUGGCAGAGCUGCUGUGGCAAAACUCGGAGUUGCGCUUUGGCUAUGCGGAUGAUCUGAACAUCUGGCGGGCGACCCACUCACUUGACAACAAUGCCACCCUUCUCAGACAGGAUAUACAGAGUAUUCUGAGGUGGGGGGAGAUAAACAAGGUGGCCUUCGCACCAGAGAAACUUGAGAUGAUCCAUCUUACAAGAAAGCGACACAAUGAGGCACCAGCAGUAGUUGUGUCUGAGGAUCUCACUGUUCACCCUGUUACUGCCCCAGCUGGACAGGAGCCAGCACUUCGCUGGCUGGGUGUACACUUCGACAGAAGGCUCACCUGGAGACCACAUGUCUCCACCCGGGCAAAGAAGGCAAGGGCCGUGGCCCAGCACAUCCGAAGUCUGGGAAAGACCAGAGACGGGCCCCCAGCAGACGCUCUGCAGAAGGCGGUCACCACCUGCGUGGUUCCCUCACUGCUCUAUGGCACAGAGGCCUGGUACGGCAGCCGCACGCAGCCAGCAAGGCACACGGGCAGGAGUGGGGAGGUUAGCUCCCGCCUGGGAUGGCAUGUGGGGACAGUUGAGAAGGUGCUUACUAUGGCAGCCAGAGGGGUCCUCCCAGUUUUCCGUACAACGCCCAUCGCUACCCUAUACCGGGAUGCUGGGCUCCCAUCAGCAAUGGUAGCUCUGGAGGAGGCCAAAAUUCGAUUCGCGACAAGGUUUCAGGUGGUGGAUGAGAAGCACCCACUUGCUUCACGGAUAGCACCUCCAAUGAUCACACGAGGAAGAGGGGCUGGAACCCGGCAGCGCUCAAAGACCAAGAUCCAGCGGUUGAGGGCGCUGCUACCUGCAGUCAAUAGACCCACACUUGCCAUCCCACACUACUCAGAGGGAUGCGGGACAGACCCCACAGAGGGUGUAGACAAAAAGAGUGCUGCUCAGGCAUUCAAGAAAUGGUGGAGAAGUCAACCCUCAACAGAUCUAUAUGUUUUCUCAGAUGGAUCAGAACGGAGCCUUGACAACAGCAGGCAGGUGGGCUAUGGCUUCAUAGUCUAUCAGGGAAAUAAACAGCUGGCCAGCUUCUCAGCUGCGCUGAGCCCUAUGUCACAUGUCUUCGACGCUGAGGCAGUUGGUGCCUGCCGGGCAUUAGAGUGCGCUGUGAAGCUCCUACCUUGUGUCACAGAGGACAGCAGCAACCCUCAGAUCUGGCUCUGCCUCGACAACACCUCAGUCAUCUGGGGCAUACGGGGCAGUGCAGCAGCCUCCUCAAACUGGGCCUACAACCGCUGCCAUGAGCUCCUCAGACAGCACAAUGUCGGCCUGAAAUGGGCUCCUGGGCAUAUGGGGAUAGAGGGCAAUGAGGAAGCAGACCGUUUGGCUAAGCGGGCAGUCUCAUCCACUGCAGCCCCAGCCUAUGGUCUCGAGGCCACACCCACAGUCAGUGGGGUCCGCACAGUGGCCAAGCAGCUCAGCCAAGAGGCAAGGCGAAAGUGGUGGAGUGGAGCCUGUGGCAAGCUCUCUGACUGGUACCGGGGCUGGAGUUUCAGCAGGCCGACUGUGGAAUACCAAGUGAAGGCCCCUCCGGAGCUCACCAUGCCACGGCAUGCCCUUCACCGCUGGCUCGCACUCCGCUCCUCUCAUGGGGACUUCUCCUGGUACCACAGGCGUUUCCAGCAUGCAGAUGCGAGGCUCACCUGUGUCUGUGGACACAACAAGAGCCCAGAACAUUUGGUGCUCUGUCGACACUCACAGAGGCACUUUCUUCACUGGCCCAAGAGGCCAGCAGCACGGCCACACAACCGGGCGACAGCUGUUGCCUAUCUAGGGUCUCUGACCCCUACAGACUUUGUAGAACUGCUGGACUGCACGCAGUUCUACACACGGUACUGCACAAGGUAA